Messenger RNA from Triticum urartu, 1540 nucleotides. Lineage: Eukaryota; Viridiplantae; Streptophyta; Magnoliopsida; Poales; Poaceae. The record is from RefSeq and is a predicted model, not a curated record.
CAAACGGAACGCUGCCUUAUCCCCCAGUACUCUCUCGGUCUCUCCUCUCCUCUCCACUCACUCAACCUCUCUCGCUCCCGGUCUCCCCUCCCUCCCCCCGGCGCAUCCGCCGCGCGCGUCGUUGAGCUCCUGCCGCAACCGCGCGACUCCGACCAUCGACCACCGCAUUUGUCGCAUGCAUCGGCAGUUGCCGCGCGAUGAAGAUCGCCGCUGGUCCCGCAGCAGCCUCGGCUGGAGGAGGACGAUAGGUCCAUGGCGACGGACGCUCAAGUAAGAGGAGCGGCCCCAAUGGUGGCGGCCUCGAGCACCGGGAUAAGUGCAGACUGGGGAUGCAGGAGAGGUGCAGCGCGGGGCUCGGGGCUCCGACGAGCUGCGUGCGGCGUGACGGACGACGACGGACGCAGGGACGCGUCGAUCCGGGCGCUGGUGCUCAAUCCGGUCCCGUUCCAGCCGGAUCCGCGGCGGUGCUCAUCUCCGGCGAGGUGGCCGGUGACUCGCGGGCCGACGACGACGCAAGACCACGGGAGGAGCUCAUCUCAUGGGGCUGGGGCGCGAGGUCCUGUUGGCUUCGGUUGCCGGUGGCUUACGCAGGGGUGGCGGGGGUCCAGCAUCAUGGAGGCUCUUCGAGGGCGAGGAAGCAUACGGCGACGACAACUUUGAGGCCGGCGGGGGCACCGUCUUCGCGUUCGAUGGUCGUAGUGAACGUCGUGGGCUCCAACGCGGCCGCCGUUGGCUCUAUCCCCUACAGGUCCUACGUCUAGCACGGGAUCCCUUUUCGGAUUUGGGGGGAGGACUGCGGCGAGCCGGAGGCAGUGGGUCAGGCUCUGCUCAUGGCGAUUCCAGCUGCGGAGGCGCCGGCGCUCGACUCUGGAUCGACGUCGACUGCCAACGAUUCAGCAGCGUGCUUGGGGGCUUCCGUUACGGCCGGUGGCGGCGCCGCGGCGGCCGCGUCAGGAGUAGGCUCGCCGGAAUCGGUCGUCCGCCCGUUCUCUCCUGAUACGCGUCGGUCGGAUGAGGGUGGGGCACAGCCGGCGGCGGAGAAGGCUUUAUCUGAUGUUGAGUUCUCCGGGGGGGUCCUGCACCAUGUUCAGCUCGGGCGGUGGCGAUGUGGCUGUCGGACGCGCCCAUGGCGCGGCGCUGCCCGUCGUCUCGCAGACAAGAGGGCCGCAAGCAUCAGACGAGCGGGCGGCAGUGGUUGAUCGUGUGCCGGCACUUGAAGCUGCCAUACGAGGGUUCGCUGACAGGGGGACUGAUGUGGUUGUCAACCCGGUGCUUGGCACAAUUUUCGAUUCUAUGCCGGAGGCAUAUGAAUUCUACAAUCUUAUUCUCGUCGCUGGUUAAUUUCCCUGGUUAAUUUUCGUUGACAAAAGAGCUUGAAUUGCUAGUAAAAAUAACCACCGGAGUUGCAUGAUUAGGUUCUUUCUGUCCAAUAUUAUUCUCGUCGCUGUUUCUCUGUUGGGAUGGUGACAUUUUUUAGUGUUCAAACAUUGCAAAGGGAAAGCUAUACUUCGAUAUAAUCCAAUUGUAGAAGUUUGGUGAA